AGUGAUUUAAAAAGAGUCAAUUUAGUUGUGUGUUCAUCUCUGAACGUUGAAUACGUAUCACUCAUCUCAAUAAUAGUGGGAAUAAUGUAAAUUGUUGCCUUGCUUAAGCAAUAAUUUAUUAACUAGUGCAAUAUUAGUGUAACUUGUGUAUGACUUAAUAUUAAAUAAAAGUUGGAUCUUCUAUUCAAUCAAUAUGAUUUUAAAAAUAUUAGCACUCGUGUUCUACCUGACGAUAUAUUCCGAAGCUGCUAAUAUACUUUAUGCGAUUCCUUUUACCACAAAAUCUCAUUAUAUCACAGUCAGAACUAUAGGAUUAGAGUUAGCUCGGCGAGGUCAUAAUGUCACGGUUAUAACAGCAUACAGGGAAGACAAGCAUCCACCUACUUAUCAUCAAAUUAUGGUGAAAGAUAUAAAAAUAUGGGAAGCUCUAGGAGGCGAGCGACCUAAUAUAUUUUCAACAGUCGAUAUGAGUGCUGUGCAAUUUCACGACGAUAUUUUAUGGCCCGGUGGGUUAGCUCUCACUGAGGAUGCUUUGCAAACACCGGCCGUACAGGCAUUGCUAGCAAGUGAUGUUAAAUUCGAUCUGGUUAUAAGUGAACAAUUCUUUCAAGAAGCAUUCUAUGCCUUGGCUUACAAAUAUAACGCUCCGUUAGCACUAGUGACAACAUACGGCAAUUGUAUGAAACAUAAUUUUCUAACUCGAAAUCCGUUGCAAUUGGCCACAGUGCCUUCUGAAUUAUUGGAUGUGGAUGAUCCGACCAGCUUCAUCGGGAGAUUGAAAAACUUAUAUUUCACUGCUUAUGAAUUGUUCUGGUGGAAAUAUUGGUAUCUAGGAAAGCAAGAGCAGUUGAUGAAAAAAUAUAUUCCUGGAUUACGAGAACCCAUUCCAAGUUUGUUUGAGAUUCAAAAGAAUGCGUCCCUAAUGUUAGUCAAUAGUCAUUUUAGUGUCGAUUUAUCGAUGCCAUAUUUACCCAAUAUUGUAGAAAUCGGUGGAGUACAUAUCACCAGAAGUAAUAAUACCCUUCCGAAGGAUUUACAAAAAUAUUUAGACGAUGCUAAGGAUGGUUUUGUGUACGUUAAUUUUGGUUCAAAUGUAAGAAGUAUUGAACUGCCUGAAGAGAAAAAGCAAGCUUUCCUUCGAGUGUUCAAACGGCUAAAACGAACUGUGGUAUGGAAAUGGGAAGAUGAUAAGUUAGAAGACAAACCGGACAACGUUAUUGUUCGUAAAUGGUUGCCACAAAAAGAAAUACUUGCUCACCCAAAUAUUAGAAUAUUUGUAUCACACGGUGGACUUAUAGGCACACAAGAAGCUUUGUACAAUGGAGUACCGAUAGUCGGUGUUCCUAUAUUCGGUGAUCAAUACAACAAUGUAUUGGAAUUAGAACAAAUGGGAUAUGGAAAGUUAUUGCAAUACCACGAUAUAACAGAAGAAAGAAUGUAUGGUUUAAUCGAUGAGGUGCUGAACAAUGAAUCAUAUAGGAAAACAGCAAAAGAAGUUUCCAGAAGGUUUUGGGAUAGACCAAUGAAUGCUUUAGACACGGCUAUGUAUUGGAUUGAAUAUAUCAUACGAAAUAACGGUGCUCCAUACAUGAGAAGUCAAGCAAAUGAAUUAAGUUGGCUCAGUUUUACAAUGCUGGAUGUGUACAUUUUUAUAUUAUUUGUGAUUAUUAGUUCAAUCAUUUUCACUAUCAAAGUCAUCAAGAUUAUCAAUACACUAUUAUGCCCUCGUAAACCAAAAGAUAAGAAAAAAAGAUCCUAGUGUUAACUAAAAUGAGGCUUAUUCGCAGAUAACAUAAGGCUGUUAUUAAAACUAAGCAUUCUAAGAAAAUUUCAACAUUAAUGAGUCCGUACUUUUAGUACCUGUGGCUAUGUAUUAUUUUCAAUACCAUAGUAUUUAUUUAUGUCAGUAUAUUUAUUCGGACUAGUACUACUACACUACUACUACUAGGUACUAAAUAUCAUAUGUUUUACAUAGAACUGAAUUGUCGUUGAAAUAACUAGAAGAGAAUAAAAUAUAUUUUUUAA
Messenger RNA from Colias croceus (clouded yellow), 2025 nucleotides. RefSeq names its product UDP-glycosyltransferase UGT5-like. Bases 194 to 1759 code for a protein of 521 amino acids. NCBI's taxonomy places the organism in Eukaryota, Metazoa, Arthropoda, Insecta, Lepidoptera, Pieridae. Gene Ontology annotation, molecular function: UDP-glycosyltransferase activity. The record is from RefSeq and is a predicted model, not a curated record. The transcript has 5 exons.